CGCCAUUAUCGCUCUGUAGAAAAGCUUCCAUUUUCGUAGACCACUCUCACUGAGAAGAUGAAUUCUCUUCAUCGUGUAGUAGGAUUGAUCAGCAGAACGACGACUACAUCUCCAAUUUCUCAUACCCGUUUCAAUCUCCCAUCGAUUCUCGUCAAUUUGAUGUCCACAAAAUCUGGAAACGAUGAAGACAAAUGGAACGACGCUUGGGAAUCAGCUUGGUUACCAGAUGAUCUCACAGAUAAAAUCCGAGCACCAUGGGAGAGAGAUGUGAACUUCCCUGUAAAAGAAUCAACGGCGACGGCGAUUGAAGAAAUCGAUGUGGAAGCAAAAGCGUUCGUAGAGGAUAUGAAUGAGCAUUGGGACGAGAGGAGAGGGAAGAGUGGGAAAGUGGAGAAGAGAGAAGAGAAGAAGAAAGAGAUUGGAGAUGGAGAAGAUGAAUCAUCAUCAUCGCUUUAUAGUUUGGAGACGAUGAAGAAGGAUUAUAGGUUGAAGAAACAAAGAGUUCAUGCUUCUCUGUGGGUUAAAGAGAUUGAGAAAUUGGAAGAAGCUAAAUUGGAUGAUUCUGGAUCUGGUGGUGGAGCUGAUGAUAUUGAUAGGCUUCUUGAUAGUUGCUCAGAGAUUUUCGAUUCGGUAGACCAUGAUUUUGACAAAUUAGAGGUUUCGAGUGGAUCUGAAUUGAAGAAUAAGCCUGAUGGUUGGGAAUCAACAGCAAAGGAACAAGAUGGAAACCUCUGGGAGAUGUCACAAAGAGAAGAAGACAUUCUUCUCCAAGAAUUUGAUCGUCGCACUGCCUUCUGCAAAUUUCAGAUAGCUAGUUUUAUAAAGCAACACAUAUUCAGUAGGAGAAGACCGAUUGAUGGGUGGAAAUACAUGAUUGAAGUGAUUGGUCCAAAUGCGAGGAAAGGGAAAGGAAGUGUUUCUAGGCUCCCGGCUUUAUCGGAUGUGUCGACUCAGCCGUUUAAAGAAGAAACCAGCAGUCUCACUACCUUGAAGCGUCGGUAGAAGAAACUAGAGGAGUUCACAAUGUUUGUUAGAUUGUUAAAUGAUCUUCAACUACUUGCACUUGUUAAAGGCCGGCCAUGUCCUCUGUUCCUACAGUUCUACCAUUUCGGGUUUUAUAUUAGCAUCAGUUCUUCAAUCAUGCAAUUUCUUGUUAGCUUAGUUUUGAAACGUUGAAACAAUGGGUCUUGUCUUAGAUGUUGAUCAAGAACAGAGGACAAAUCUCACCCAGUAGAAACUAACAAUGUUGAAAAUUAAAGCAAAUAUAAUCAGAUGAGAGACAGAGAACUAAGAGAAACAACAAACCAUGUUCUUGAGACCAAACAAAAUGAAGAAACAGAUGUAUAAAGCCAGUUAAAGAGAGAAAAACCGAAACAUAGAUCAGGUUGACAAAAAAAAACGCAUAGAUAAAGCGCACAAAAUGACAUGCCCAUUGGAGGACGCCUGACUUGAGUGUACGAGACACAUUGAAGUAACUCAA
Molecule: messenger RNA, 1480 nt
Organism: Arabidopsis thaliana (thale cress)
Lineage: Eukaryota; Viridiplantae; Streptophyta; Magnoliopsida; Brassicales; Brassicaceae
Product: mucin-like protein
Exons: 3
Coding region: 58-1002 (314 amino acids)
Source: RefSeq, marked reviewed